Molecule: messenger RNA, 1459 nt
Organism: Suillus fuscotomentosus
Lineage: Eukaryota; Fungi; Basidiomycota; Agaricomycetes; Boletales; Suillaceae
Exons: 2
Coding region: 183-1283 (366 amino acids)
Source: RefSeq, a predicted model, not a curated record
GUUACGGCUGAACAGAGUAUUAGACUAUAUCAGUAACUUCUUCUCACGCUCAUCAGUCCAGUGUGGUUGGUGUGCGUAACCCUGUUUGGUCUCUCCUUCGUCACUCACUGUCACGACGACGGUCACCUUCGCUGAAGACGCCGUAACAAGCGUCACAUCCAAGGCUCAGUCACAUCCGGACAAUGCAUGCUAUGGACCCAGGGGCUCAUCAUAAUCCAUCACAGAGCACCCUCACACCAGUUUCAUCUGCCCGUAGACGUUCGCGAGAAAAUGAGACGCCCCAACAAAGGCAAAAACGAGAGAAGGCUGCGGAGCGGCAGCGCAGGAAACGCGAGCGUGAUCGUACUGUCAAUAACAUCAAUGCAAUAAUGGCAUUUACACAACCCACGGAUGCCCAGGCUCUUCCCCAGCCUCAGCCAUCUCAGCCACCCACUCCGACUUUUACCGGUCAAGAAAUGACGCCUGAGGAACUUUCUAGGCGCGAAAGAGUCAGGGCCGCUGCCCGAGAACGGCAACGUAAACACCGGAGUCUUGUUAAGCAGCGGAAGAUGCGGGAAUUGGGACUGGAUAUGCCCAAUGAUAUGAUGCAGGGGAUGGAAGAGUACAGAGUAAACGGAGACGGCCAGUAUCAGCAGGUUCUUCCCCAUGAGAUGUCGCACCAACCGCAUCCAAUGAACCCGCAAGACCCGUCCUUCCCUCAAGCACCACCUCCACAGCUUACCGGCGGACAAAAUUUUGCUUCAACGUUACUCCUAUCUUUUUCAUGUGCACCCCUUCUCAAACAACAUCUUCUAAGGACGUUGGCGAUCACGAGCGAGGAACUUGCUUCCUUGGAACCUGUCAUAGCAGAAGCCUUUGAUCAAUGGGAUCAUCAACGUCGCAUGCACUACGCCCAACAAGCUGCAGCCAAAGCUGCAGACGGCUCUAUUCCGGGACCAUCGGCUGCCCCAUUUCCAAAUGUUGAUAUGGCCGACCCUGGUAGCAGUGGGUUUGGGGAACCUCCUCAGCCCCACCCGAGUGAGUUCCGUGCUCGAUUCCAUCGCCCUUUGGUGGCACCGUCCCCUUUCCGCAAUUUUAAUCCGGAUACUUCUACAACUGCUACGACUUCUACGCCAACUUCAACCACGACGUCUGGACCUCCGUCAGACCCGAUAGAUCCAGCUCUCAGCGCCGUGGUGACACCUGCUGACACCAGACAAAAGAGUGUGACAGCUGUGGAUCCGGACUUUGGACAGGCUAAAGGAGAGGCGGAAGGGGUGGCAGGAAGGUUGGAGAGGUCGUGAUCACAUACACACAUGUAGCCUUUUAUCGCAUUUCCUAUCCCUCACAUACUUAUACUAGCAUCGCACCAUAACUGUACUGGCCUCUUUGAUGCCGUAGUAUUCUUGUCUCGGUGCCUGACAGUAUCAUGUGUCUCCAUAAUUCGGAGAGCACACUUAUUUAAAAGUUUGAGCGGUCU